Myripristis murdjan (pinecone soldierfish) is the source of this 4278-nucleotide messenger RNA. RefSeq names its product ubiquitin-like with PHD and ring finger domains 1 (gene uhrf1). The record is from RefSeq and is a predicted model, not a curated record. The transcript has 16 exons. Gene Ontology annotation, molecular function: ubiquitin protein ligase activity; protein binding. NCBI's taxonomy places the organism in Eukaryota, Metazoa, Chordata, Actinopteri, Holocentriformes, Holocentridae. The coding region runs from base 1 to 2355 and encodes 784 amino acids. Gene Ontology annotation, biological process: protein ubiquitination; negative regulation of gene expression via chromosomal CpG island methylation.
AUGUGGAUUCAAGUGCGGACAAUGGAUGGGAAGGAAACCCACCGAGUGGAUUCCCUGUCGAAACUCACCAAGGUGGAUGAGCUCCGUCUCAAAAUCAUGGAGCUCUUCAAGGUGGAGCCCGAGAGGCAGAGGCUGUUUUACCGUGGCAAGCAGAUGGAAGAUGGCCACACCAUUUUUGACUACAAUGUGGGCCUCAACGACAUUGUGCAGCUGCUUGUCAGGCAGACCCUGCCCCCUGCUGAUGUCGUCAAAAGCAAGGACAAAGAGGCUGAGCUGUCAGACUCUGAUUCUGGCUGUGGCUCGGCCCAGAGCGAGUCCGACAAGAGCUCCACUCACGGUGAGGCUGAGGGCCAGACCGCUGGUACCUCAGCCCAGACUGAACCCCCAGAGCUCAUCGACCCAGGAUUUGGCUUUUACAAGAUCAAUGAGUUUGUGGAUGCCAGAGACUUGAACAUGGGGGCAUGGUUUGAGGCCCAGAUUGUGAACGUUACCAAAACAACCAAGACAGAGGACGAGGCAGCUGAGGAGAAGCCAGCAGAGGAGGAGAUACACUACCAUGUUAAAUACGAAGACUACCCAGAGAACGGUGUGGUUCAGCUGCUGGCCAAGGAUGUUCGUCCCCGGGCCCGUACGGUGUACCAGUGGCACCAGCUAGAGCCGGGAAUGGUAGUUAUGGUCAACUACAACCCUGAUGAACCCAAGGAGCGUGGCUACUGGUACGAUGCCGAGAUCCAGAGGAAGAGGGAGACGCGCACAGUGCACGAGAUCUACGCCAAGAUACUCCUCGGUGAUGCUGGUGAUUCCUUGAACGACUGCAGAAUCAUGUUCCUGACGGAGAUCUAUAAAAUUGAAGAGCCUGGCUCCCUGGAUGGCUCUGCAGCUGGAUCUGACAGCCCACUGAAACGAUCGAACGGACCUGAGUGUAAGCACUGCAAGGACAACCCCAAUAAGAACUGCCGCUGGUGUAACUGCCACAUUUGUGGCAUCAAGCAGGAUCCUGACAAGCAGCUGCUGUGCGAUGAAUGUGACAUGGCCUUCCAUACCUACUGCCUGAACCCCCCGCUCACCUCCAUCCCUGAGGAUGAGGACUGGUAUUGUCCCGGUUGCCGUAAUGAUGCCAGUGAGGUUGUGCUGGCUGGAGAGAAGCUGAAGGAGAGCAAGAAGAAAGCCAAGAUGGCGUCCGCCAGCUCCUCCAGCCAGAGGGACUGGGGCAAGGGUAUGGCCUGUGUCGGCCGCACCAAGCAGUGCACCAUUGUCCCCUCCAACCACUACGGCCCAGUCCCCGGCGUCCCGGUUGGCUCUUUGUGGAAGUUCCGAGUGCAGGUUAGCGAGUCGGGCGUCCACAGGCCACAUGUCGCUGGGAUUCAUGGUCGGAGCACUGAUGGCGCUUACUCCCUCGUCUUGGCGGGAGGCUAUGAGGAUGAUGUGGAUGACGGCAAUGAGUUCACUUACACCGGCUCUGGAGGGCGAGAUCUGUCCGGAAACAAGAGGACGGCCGAGCAGUCGUGUGAUCAGAAACUCACCAACAUGAACCGGGCGCUGGCUCUCAACUGCAAUGCCUCCGUCAAUGAGAAAGAUGGAGCCGAUGCCAAGAACUGGAAGGCAGGGAAACCAGUCAGGGUGAUUCGCAGCUGCAAGGGCCGCAAGCACAGUAAAUACUCUCCAGAGGAUGGAAACCGAUAUGAUGGGAUAUAUAAGGUGGUAAAAUACUGGCCAGAGAAAGGCAAGUCGGGCUUCCUGGUGUGGCGGUAUCUGCUGAAGCGUGAUGAUGAUGAGCCGGCGCCGUGGACCAGAGACGGCAAGGAACGCAUCAAGAAGCUCGGCCUCACCAUGCAGUAUCCUGAAGGCUAUCUGGAAGCCCAGGCAGCCAAGGAAAAGGAGAAAGAGAACAAAAAUGAAGCAGAGGAGGAGCAGACACCUACCAAGGGGAAGAGGAAGAGAAAAUCUCAGGGCAGCGAUUCAGCGAAGUCCUCACCAGCCAAGACCACUCCCAAGAAGAUGAAAGUGGAGGUUUAUAAGCUGACCCAGGAACAAAAGGGUCUAAUCAAAGGCGAUGAGCUCAACAAGAAGCUGUGGGAUGAAGCCAUGCAGUCGCUGUCACUUGGCCCAAAAUUCCUGAACAAAGUCGAAGAAGUUUUCCUCUGUAUUUGCUGCCAAGAAGUGGUCUAUCAGCCCAUCACUACAGAGUGCCAACACAACGUCUGCAGGGAAUGCCUUCAGCGGUCCUUUAAAGCAGAGGUGUACACCUGCCCGGCCUGCAGGCAUGACCUUGGCAAAAAUUACUCAAUGACCGUCAACAAAUCUCUGCAAGCUGUUUUAAAUCAGUUUUUCCCAGGAUACAGCAAUGGGCGAUGAUCAUUUGUUCUGCCUACUCAGCCCUCAAGGAGGAAACGCAAUGAACUGUAAGGGGAAUUUUCAUUAGAGGCAACAAAGAAUCAAUUUCUCUUAAUAUAUUUUUACGAUUAUAAGUUUAAAUCACUUUUUUUCUUUAUGUGGACUUAAAUGCCACCCCUUGUUCACUCUGGAUCUGUCUGUCAUGAAGCAUAGGUAAUGAAUUGAAUUUGGAUCUGUAACUGUACUUAACUGUAACAUUUGUCUCCGUUAAUGCCUUUAAGCCUGAUUUUUCUCAAACAUUGUGUUCUGUUCCAUUAACAUACGCUGCUAAUGUUGGCCAUAGUGUGAAAUACUGGUUACUGUUAACUAAAUCCCUCCAUCUUGAAACCCAGCACUCCCUAAGAGAACUUGAUCAAAAUCAGUCAUGUCAUUUGCCCAGCUUAUUUUGAGAUUCUUUUCAGCAAGAGCAACAUGGGUUUUGAAUGCCGUUAGUUUUACUGUGGUUACUUGUCACUGAAAUGCUUUUUUUUAAGAUCUGAUCAUAAAAUGAGGAUUUAUUUGUGUUUUUGUGUAUUACGUUUCCGUUACGUUUGUGUACAUGUCUUCAUCUACCCUCAUUACUUUUUCCUCCCUAAUGUCAACAAUUCAGUCAAUAGGUUACCAAACUACCAUCACCAGUUUAAGAUCCUGUAGCAGAUUUGAGUCCUGGUGUGGUCAGAUGACUGAAAUUGUAUUUUAAGUGACAAGUGUGACAAAAGCCUUGUUGUGAGCCUUUUUUGUGAGCUGAGACUGUCAGCAUGUAUAGUUAUUCCAUAAUCUGAAUUUAAGCCCAGGCACCCAAGCAAAAAAUGACCUGAACUGAUUCAGUGAAAGUGUAGUUUGUUUUUCAGUGCUGUGAGAGGAAGUGUCUAUGUGGUCUUUAACGUUUUUCUAAUGCAUGUAUUGGUUCUUUAAAAUUUUAUACAGUAUUUUUAGAAAUUUGUCACUCUUGUGAAAAUUAAAAAUUUGCCAUGUAUUUAAUAGCAUCUAAAAUGUUAGGCUCAUUGCCAAUCUAGGUUGACGCUAUUGUAUUCAAUUCUGUAGACUUUAUUAUCCCUUUUUCAUGUACUCGCCUUAACUGACUGCUGUAUAAGCAAAGGGCUUCAGUCUGAUAAUUAAGUCCAAAGAUGCAAAAAUGCUUAACCAAGAGGGUAAUGUAGAACUCCCUUCUAUCUAGCUCUGUAGGACUUGUCCCUGACAGUUAAACCUAUUUGAUUCUAGAAACUUUGUACUUUUUGCAGAAUUUAAUUUUUCUACUUUUUGUGUUCAUAAUCCAUUAUUGCCAUCUGUUGGGGCUGUUCAGUCUGUUUCUUGGGUCUCUCAGGUCCACUUGUUUUAGUGUUGAACCUCAAAAAGAAAGUGCUCUCAGAGGUGAAUUUAGUCAUUGCAGGAGCACCAGCAAAGCAUCUAAUGAAACAUGAAUGAAAUUCCACACACCACUCUUAAAAUCUGAUACAUUAUUCACUUAACCAGCGUUUUGGUCGAGCAGGAACUGAAUUUGUCAGUAUUGACUACUUUGGCAAAGCUUUUAUCUGAAUAACUGCUGUUGAAUUUCAACAGCUGCAUGUGAGCAUGUCCAUCCUUGCAUCAGCACUUCUUAAAUAACUGAAUCAUGCCUGAUCAGUUGGACUUUGGAGGUGAAAUGAAAGUGUGCCCAUGAAGACCCAGUGAUAGGGAUGAAAGCCCCACCUUGUGUGCUAAAUAAAUGCCAGUGGCUGCAGAUACUAGUAAUACCUCAAAUAUUUACAAAGAUUUGCAUAGACUGGAAAAUGUAUAUUUUCUGAAAUUGUAUAUUUUUAGUCCAUUUUAGUUUUGAUAUGUAGUUUUAGAAUUAACUUGCACACAUUGCGUGCAAAAGUUGUCAAUACAUUGUCAGUCUUUUAUAUAAUAAAAAAGAUAAAAUGA